Molecule: messenger RNA, 1419 nt
Organism: Anguilla anguilla (European eel)
Lineage: Eukaryota; Metazoa; Chordata; Actinopteri; Anguilliformes; Anguillidae
Product: trypsin-like
Exons: 5
Coding region: 85-870 (261 amino acids)
Biological process (GO): proteolysis
Molecular function (GO): serine-type endopeptidase activity
Source: RefSeq, a predicted model, not a curated record
CCUGAGCAGAUGUGAUCCUGUCACCUGAAGUGGCAUCCAGGGAAGCAGUCGAGCUGUCCACUCCUGGUCUUCACUGCUCUCACUAUGAAGCUUUUAGCCCUUUGGAAAUGUGUGCUUAUGAAGCUGAUAGUGGUAAACUGCCAGGAAAUGGAGGGACGGAUUGUGGGAGGCUACACACCGGCGCCCCAGUCAAUCAAGUACAUCGUGUCAAUACAGACCACCAAGAGCCAGCACUUCUGCGGGGGCACCCUCAUAAACAAAUACUGGGUUUUGUCAGCGGCGCACUGUAACAUUGGGGCAAGCAAGAUGAUGGUAGUUGCAGGAGACUACUCCCUCGGCAAGUACGAAGGAACCGAGCAGUUCAUCAUCCCACAUCUCCUGAUCCCCCACCCACAGUACAAUGCAUACACCAAAAAUGCCGACAUCAUGCUCAUAAAGCUGAAGGCCCCGGUGUACCUCAACAGCUUCGUGAGCAUCGCCCCCCUGCCGCGCCAGGACGCCCUGAUAGCAGAGGGGAAGCUGUGCCAGGUGUCGGGCUGGGGCUUCACCAGCUCCAGCGGGGGUCAGAUCCCGUCCACGCUGCAAACGGUCAAGCUCCCCAUCAUUUCCAGGGAGCGCUGCAACGGCAGCCAGUCGUUCGACGGAAACAUCACCAGCAACAUGAUCUGCGCUGGCUUCAGCGCUGGAGGCAAGGACGCCUGCGAGGGGGAUUCUGGAGGGCCACUGGUCUGUGAGGGGCGUGUCUAUGGCGUGGUCUCCUGGGGCAACGGUUGCGCGGAUGCCAGGUAUCCCGGAGUCUACACCGCCGUGGCCAAGUUUCGCAAGUGGGUGGACCGGACCAUCUUCAGCUUCUACAGCAGGUGUGACUAGUAUUAGACCGCAGUGUUACUCUCUGUGAUGUGCAUCUGCGAGCUGGAAGCUCGGAAACCUACCGUGGAACUUAACACACGUUAGCUCACUGUAAUAAAGCUUUCCGUCCUACUAUUGUGUUUGGCCUUUGAAUUGACGUGUGUUAGGUUACAUGCUUGAAUAUUUAAAAUGUUCAAUGGGUAAUAUGUCCAAGGUAUAGGUUUAUUUAAUUUUUUUUUGUUCCCAUUCUCAUGUUCCCAAUUGUCGUUGUUUUUAUUCAAUAUGUUGACAUCUUUAUUGUAAAGGUUCCUAUAAGACUGAACAGAGUUGCCAUAUACUAGCAGGAAACAGAAAGGACUGUAAUUGCCACAGCAGAUGCCAAGCAAUCAUGUAAAACAUGGUUUCUGGAAGGAGGAGACUGGUCGACAGACCACUUUGUAGCAAAAAAAUGUAAAUGGGAAAGAUAACCAGGUGCACCUUUUUAAGCUUGCAAAUUGAGUGAAUGCAUUCAAAUACUGUUAGAUACUGUUGUAACAUGAUUAAACAGACAAUGUGUAUGUGUUGUUUCAG